Messenger RNA from Rasamsonia emersonii CBS 393.64, 753 nucleotides. RefSeq names its product Clathrin light chain. Bases 1 to 753 code for a protein of 250 amino acids. Gene Ontology annotation, cellular component: clathrin coat of coated pit; plasma membrane; clathrin coat of trans-Golgi network vesicle. Lineage: Eukaryota; Fungi; Ascomycota; Eurotiomycetes; Eurotiales; Trichocomaceae. Gene Ontology annotation, biological process: clathrin-dependent endocytosis; intracellular protein transport; clathrin coat assembly. Gene Ontology annotation, molecular function: structural molecule activity; clathrin heavy chain binding. The record is from RefSeq and is a predicted model, not a curated record. The transcript is spliced from 4 exons.
AUGGCCGAUCGAUUCCCUUCCCUAGAAGAAUUCAACGCUGGCUUUCCAGGUCAGACCGAAGUUGUCGAGACCAACGGCGCUGCGGAUGGAGAGGACUUCCUAGCUCGUGAGCGUGCACUUCUCGGAGAUGACGCGGACCAGUUUGCUACCCCCAACGAUCAUGCUGCCACGUCUGCCGCGGUAGAGGAUACCAAUGACGACCUGCUGGGAGGUGGAGACAAUGUGCAAACAACUGCUGCCUCUGAAGAGAUCUCUGGCUUCGAAUCAUCUUUUCCGGCAAUCGACACUCAAAAUGAGCAAGUUGCGCCAGGAGGAACUAUCACCGGAACGGGUGCCCCUUUUACUUCUACAGGCUACACGAACUACGCAGAACCUGAGGAGGAAGAGCCAGAGCCAAUCCGGGAAUGGCGGGCGAGAAGGGAUGCAGACAUUGCCCGUCGUGCCGAGGCCUCCGCUGCUAAGAGAGCUGCCACGAUAAAGAAGGCUCGGGAGGACAUCGACGAUUUCUACGUUUCCUACGGCAACCGGGCAGACAAGGGUCGCGCGCAGACCCGCGCCGAGGCCGAACAAUUCCUUGCUAACCGUGAAGACACUGCCGUCGGCGGCACUGCCUGGGAGCGUAUUGCCAAGCUGGUGGAUGUUUCCGGGAAAGGCGUAAAGGGAGGUGCUAGCGGCUCGGGCAAGGAGCGCUUCCGCGAAUUGCUGCUUGAUCUCAAAAAGGAUCCAAAUGCACCGGGUGCUAGCGGUGUCUGA